AUGAAGGAAAAUGAUGGGGAAGAUGGUCAUCAUGAAGAGAAAACAAAAAUUAUGAUAGAUGUGAAUAAUGAGACCCGGAUGCAGAAAGAAGAAAAAGUUGAGAAAUAUGUGGCCCCCGCUCAUUACAAGCCUCCUCUACCCUUUCCCCAAAGGUUAGCUAAGGCUAAGUUAGAAAAGCAGUUCGGAAAAUUUUUGGAGAUUUUGAAAAAGUUGCACAUCAAUAUCCCAUUCACUGAAGCUAUUUUUCAAAUACCUUCAUAUGCUAAGUUCUUGAAAGAGAUCCUAUCCAAUAAAAGGAAGUUGGAAGAAUACGAGACUGUGGCCCUUACUGAGGAGUGUAGUGCUAUCAUCCAGAAUAAGCUGCCUCCUAAGCUUAAGGAUCCAGGUUCAUUUUCUAUUCCUUGUGUUAUUGGUAAUGUCUCUAUUAAUCGUGCUUUGUGUGAUUUAGGUGCAAGCGUAAGUUUAAUGCCGAUGUCUAUUUGUAAGAAGCUUGGCACAGGUGAUUUGAAGCCAACCACGAUAUCACUCCAAUUGGCGGAUCGAUCGGUAAAAUAUCCGGUAGGUAUACUUGAAGAUGUACCUAUCCAGGUCGGUAAGUUCUUUAUCCCGGUUGAUUUCAUUAUUUUAGAAAUAGAAGAAGAUUCUAACAUUCUAAUUAUAUUAGGAAGACCCUUCCUUGCUACUGCAGGUGCCAUAAUUGAUGUUAAAAAUGGAAGGCUCUCUUUAAAUAUUGGAGGGGAGAUGAUAGAAUUUGAUUUAAGUAAUACUAUGAAACUCCCUCUAACUGAUAAAAUUUGUUACAGGAUCGACGUCAUUGACAAGUGUACACAUGAGCAAAUUGUAAACAAUAACUCAGCUGAUCCACUUGAGAAAUGUUUGGUAAGUGAUGGUUCAAUAAAUGAUGAAGACCUUGAGGUAGCCGCGUAUGCUCAAUCUUUAGAAUCAACAUCAACUGCUCCACUUCGAAAUGCAAAGCUUGAAAGAUUGAUGCUAGAGCCAAAAGGAUCUAUUUGUUAA
Molecule: messenger RNA, 1017 nt
Organism: Asparagus officinalis (garden asparagus)
Lineage: Eukaryota; Viridiplantae; Streptophyta; Magnoliopsida; Asparagales; Asparagaceae
Exons: 1
Coding region: 1-1017 (338 amino acids)
Source: RefSeq, a predicted model, not a curated record